This is a messenger RNA of Piliocolobus tephrosceles (Ugandan red Colobus), 1425 nucleotides long. RefSeq names its product SEC13 homolog, nuclear pore and COPII component (gene SEC13). Lineage: Eukaryota; Metazoa; Chordata; Mammalia; Primates; Cercopithecidae. Gene Ontology annotation, cellular component: nuclear pore outer ring; COPII vesicle coat. Gene Ontology annotation, molecular function: structural molecule activity; protein binding. The record is from RefSeq and is a predicted model, not a curated record. The transcript has 9 exons. The coding region runs from base 115 to 1083 and encodes 322 amino acids. Gene Ontology annotation, biological process: COPII-coated vesicle budding; protein import into nucleus; positive regulation of TOR signaling.
GCGGCUCUUACGCCACAGCCCGGCGGCUUGAGGGCCGGGCGCCGGAAGUGAGCUGUUCCGAGGCGCCGCUGGGAGCUGCCACGUCCGAGACCCGGAGCAGCCACCGCCGCAACCAUGGUGUCAGUAAUUAACACUGUGGAUACCUCCCAUGAGGACAUGAUUCACGACGCCCAGAUGGACUACUACGGCACCCGCCUGGCAACCUGCUCAUCAGACAGGUCCGUCAAAAUCUUUGAUGUGCGCAAUGGAGGGCAGAUCCUUAUCGCCGACCUCAGGGGUCAUGAGGGUCCUGUGUGGCAAGUGGCCUGGGCUCACCCCAUGUAUGGCAACAUCCUGGCAUCGUGCUCCUAUGACCGGAAAGUCAUUAUCUGGAGAGAGGAAAAUGGCACCUGGGAGAAGAGCCACGAGCACGCAGGACACGACUCCUCAGUGAACUCGGUGUGCUGGGCCCCCCAUGACUAUGGCCUGAUCCUGGCCUGUGGGAGCUCAGAUGGGGCCAUCUCCCUGCUGACGUACACCGGCGAAGGCCAAUGGGAAGUCAAGAAGAUCAACAAUGCUCACACCAUUGGCUGCAAUGCCGUCAGCUGGGCCCCUGCUGUUGUACCUGGAAGCCUCAUAGACCAGCCUUCGGGGCAGAAACCCAAUUACAUCAAGAGGUUUGCAUCAGGUGGCUGUGACAACCUCAUCAAGCUGUGGAAGGAGGAGGAGGACGGCCAGUGGAAGGAGGAGCAGAAGCUAGAAGCGCACAGUGACUGGGUUCGAGAUGUGGCCUGGGCCCCCUCCAUCGGCCUGCCCACCAGCACCAUCGCCAGCUGCUCCCAGGACGGUCGUGUGUUCAUUUGGAACUGUGAUGAUGCCUCAGGCAAUACGUGGUCCCCUAAAUUGUUGCACAAGUUCAAUGAUGUGGUGUGGCAUGUGAGCUGGUCCAUCACAGCCAACAUCCUGGCUGUCUCCGGUGGAGACAAUAAGGUGACCCUGUGGAAGGAGUCGGUUGACGGGCAGUGGGUGUGCAUCAGUGAUGUCAACAAGGGCCAGGGCUCCGUGUCAGCGUCAGUCACAGAGGGCCAGCAGAACGAGCAGUGACAAGACAGGUGGGGCCUGGCUCCCCACCCGCCAGCUCCAGGACUGCCCCUUCCUGGGCCAACUGACCAAACAACUGGGAAGAGCCCCCAACUCCAACAGGAUUGUUUUCCCAGGAGGAGUUACAGAUGCAGCCACAGAUUGAUCAUCUGCCUUAAUGAUCGGAGAUGCUUUGUCAUCUGCUGUCCAGCUAAAAGCGCUCAUGUUAUGAGGAAGAAACUACAAAUGAAGUUCAAAUCUAUUUUAAACUAUUUUGGGCCAUUUUUAUGUACCUUUGGGUUCAGGCAUUAUUUGGGGGGUUUUGUUUCCAAAAUAACUAAAUAAAUAAAGUCAUAUUGCUUAUAA